Molecule: messenger RNA, 1380 nt
Organism: Vollenhovia emeryi
Lineage: Eukaryota; Metazoa; Arthropoda; Insecta; Hymenoptera; Formicidae
Product: odorant receptor Or2-like
Exons: 5
Coding region: 2-1162 (386 amino acids)
Biological process (GO): detection of chemical stimulus involved in sensory perception of smell; sensory perception of smell
Cellular component (GO): plasma membrane
Molecular function (GO): odorant binding; olfactory receptor activity
Source: RefSeq, a predicted model, not a curated record
GAUGUUGGGCAAGUGGAUGUUGAGAAGUGAUGUUGGGAAGAAAAGCGAAAUGCCUGUCAUGAAAUUAACGCUCACGGUUUUAGCGGUCGCAGGAUGCUGGCGACCAAUAUCGUGGACGUCGCUGAUUAGACACAUAAUGUAUAACGCUUAUACAGCGUCAAUAAUUAUAAUUUUAUACACAUUUGCAAUGACCCAAAUUAUGGAGCUGAUAUUUAAUGCUGAUGACGCUGACGAAAUGGGCGAUGCCUUAUUCAACGCUCUGAUUUCGCUUCUGGCGUGUUACAAGGCAAUUAUUAUACGUAUAAAUCACGAUAGUAUUAUAGCGUUAAUUGGUAAUCUCGUCGAGAAGCCAUUCAAACCAAUGGAUCUGAACGAAAAUAUGAUUCGAAAGAAGUUCGACAAGAGAAUAACGACUAAUACACUAUGUUAUUUAAUUCUCGUUUUGACAACUGCCUCCUACAUGAUUUUCUUUUCGUUAUUCAUGGAUUAUAAAAACGGAAUUCUAUUGUACAAAGCAUGGUUACCGUUCGAUCGCUCAAUAUCUGCUAUAUUUUGUCUCGCAUACGUUCAUCAGAUAUUAAGUCUGAUAUUUAUUGGUCUUGUUCAUCCCACAUGCGACAAUUUAAUUUGUGGAUUACUGUUGCAUAUUUGCUGUCAGAUCGAGAUUUUAGAAUAUCGCUUAUCCAACAUUGCGAAUAGUCGAGGAAAUCUACGCGACUGUGUACGUCACCACAUACAUAUAUUUGAAUACGCUUAUAUGCUGAACGAUAGAUUUGCCAAAAUAGUUCCUAGUGAGUUUGCAAUGAUAACGGUGGUAAUGUGUUAUAAUUUAAUUCAUAUGGCUUUUAAAUCGUCCAAUGCCAUUUCUUAUAUACAGGACAUUAUGGUUGUGGCUUGCACUAUGGCUCCUAUUUUUUAUUAUUGCUGGUUCGGCAAUGAAAUCAAGCUGAAGAGUCUCCAAUUAUCAGACAGUAUUUAUAAUUUAGAAUGGACGAUAUUUAGUAACAACAUAAAGAAAGGUCUCUUAAUGAUCAUGAAUCGUGCUACAAUUCCAAUUGAAUUUACUAGUGCAGAUAUUAUGCCGGUGAAUCUUGACUCUUUCAUAAGGGUUCUUAAGAUGUCAUAUUCACUUUUUAAUGUAUUAAUACAUUCGCAGAAAUAGUAAUGUAGCACAAGGUUAAAAAUUGUUAUUUAUAAUAAAAGAUCUCUUAGAAUUCUUAUGAAAUAUGACAAAAUUACCAGUAACUUUGCUAUUUUCAAUUUACGUGAUGCCGAUAAAAAGUUAACAUUGCCACAAUAUCUGCAAAUGAAUUGUUUGACAAAUAAUGAAUGUUUUACAGUAAAAUUUCAUAAAUUCUAUGUAUCUGGUUAUUAUUUUUU